This is a messenger RNA of Brachypodium distachyon (stiff brome), 957 nucleotides long. RefSeq names its product serpin-Z2B-like. Gene Ontology annotation, molecular function: serine-type endopeptidase inhibitor activity. Lineage: Eukaryota; Viridiplantae; Streptophyta; Magnoliopsida; Poales; Poaceae. The record is from RefSeq and is a predicted model, not a curated record.
AUGGAGGACACGAUCGACUCCCUGAAGGCGCACGCCGUCCGCCGCUUCCCGAAGCUCUCCCGAUGGAUCUCCACGGAAGCCGCCGCCCGGAGCGGCCUGCAGUCUCUGGCCCUGGGCCUCAACAAGCGCCUCGCGGACGACGCCCGCAGGAGCGGCGGCAACCUCGUCUUCUCGCCGCUCUCCGUCUACGCCGCGCUCUCCCUCGUGGCCGCCGGCGCCCGCGACCGCACGCUCUCGGAGCUCCUAGGCGUCCUGGGCGCGCCGUCAAGGGAGGCCCUCGCCGGCCACGUCAGCGCCCUGACUGAGCGGGCCCUCGCCGACCAGGCCCAGACCGGCGGGCCCAAGAUCAGCUUCGCCUGCGGCGUCUCAGACCAGUCCCAGACUGGGCUGUGGCGGCUCACCGACAAGAUGGAUUGCCGCCCGGAGUUCUUGCUGGAGCACCUGCCGGGGGCCCCUGUCCCGGUCGGGGACUUCCGGCUGCCCAGGUUCAAGAUCAGCUUCUCGGCGGAGUUGAACGACGUUCUCAAGGACAUGGGGGUCCGGGAGGCUUUCGAGCAGGGGAAGGCUGACCUGUCGGACAUGGCAGCAGAUGAAAGCUCCGGCAGGAGGCUGGCGCUGCAGCAAGUGAUCCACAAGGCUGUCAUGGAGGUGAACGAGGAAGCCGAGGCGGCCGCGGUCAGUUAUUGUGGGCUGGAGGCGUGCUGUCGGAACUCCCCGCCGGAGCCGGUGCCAGUGGACUUCGUGGCUGACCAUCCCUUCGCCUUCUUUGUGAUCGAGGAGCUGUCCGGUGCGAUCUUGUUCGCAGGCCAUGUGCUUGACCCCUCCAUCGGCUGAGUGAGGGCCAAGCUAGCUAGCUUGGGUUUUAUAUAUGGGCUUUUUCAUGAACUUUUAAUUGAGGUUUAUUACUGUUCGACGGAAUUUGGUCAUUUGAAGUAUAAGCCAUAUGAACGUAGUACU